Epinephelus moara (kelp grouper) is the source of this 3236-nucleotide messenger RNA. It is a transcript of the gene oc90, whose product is annotated as otoconin 90. Bases 200 to 3016 code for a protein of 938 amino acids. Gene Ontology annotation, cellular component: extracellular matrix. The transcript has 21 exons. Gene Ontology annotation, biological process: lipid catabolic process; phospholipid metabolic process; arachidonate secretion. Gene Ontology annotation, molecular function: phospholipid binding; calcium ion binding. Lineage: Eukaryota; Metazoa; Chordata; Actinopteri; Perciformes; Serranidae. The record is from RefSeq and is a predicted model, not a curated record.
GAUAAACACAGUUAGUGGAGCUGAGAGUUUAUUCAAGGCCACAAAAGGACUAGAAAGGCUUCCACCCUCUCUGUUGACUGCUAAUGUCCAUCGGAGCUUUGUGUGAUUCCUUACAAUGACUCAGGGUUUCAUGCUCAUCUUUAUUCAAUGAAGAGACACCAACUGCUGCAGCUGCUGCCCCACAAAUAAGGUUCAAGUCAUGUUUCUGAUAUGGAUUUUCAUGCUAUCUGCUGUUCCAAACGCGCUGUCUGCCAGCUCCAUCUUCUGCCCAGAUCCAGGAACCAGUGAGCAGAAUGCAGAUAACGUGACUGAUUGUCUCGGCCUGCGCUUCACCUGGCUCCACUCGGUCUUUGAUAAUUUCCCUUCGCUGCUGAGUUUUGCUCUGAAGCUCCGCUGUGCGACGGGGCUUUGUCCACGCGACCUCGAAGAUUACGGCUGCUCCUGCAGAUAUGUGGCCGUUGGAAACCCCGUGGAUCCUCUGGACAUCUGCUGUGAGUCUCACAGGCUGUGUUACCUGAACGCUGCCCCCUGCAGGCAGGAGCUGCCUCUCCUCCCCAACAACUUCACCUGCUCAGCAGCAAACAGCACCUGUGAUGCUGGUGAUUGGUGUCAGCAGAGGUUGUGUGAAUGUGACGAGGCUGCCAUCGACUGCAUGACUCAGAGCUCGUACAACUCAACACUGAGAGGUUUCGCUGAGUUGUCCUGCUCGGCUACAAAUCACACAGAUGAGCUCAGCAGCACCGUGCAGACCGGCGGAGCCUUCACAGCAGCAGAUGUUCUCUCAGCAGGAAAUGACUCUGUGAGCUUCCAGCUCUCCAACUCUUCAUAUCUAACAGCAGAGAUGGACCCACUAAUGACCAGCAGGGUGGAUAACCAGAGUGACACCACAGGGCUGGACAGCGACCUCACCACCCCACCGCCACGCCCGCCCCCCCUGCUGACGCCUGCAGAGGAGCUUCAGGGAGGUGAAGGUGGCGCAGCGGAGGUAAAAAAGGAAGAGACGGCGCACUCAACUUUCAUCUCUAAAGAUUUGAAUGAGACUGUGACAGAGGAAGCACUCGAGCAGGAAGAGAUAAAUAAGGAUGAGACGACCAACAAUCCUCCAGCAAUCAGCCGCGGUUCACUUCUGUUCAUCCACAGCAGAGAAACACUGAGUGCAGCAAAACCAGAGCCGACUGAACUUCCUGUACUCAGCUUUAGAGAUGAAAACACGGUCAAAUCUUCAACACCUUCGACUUCACAUGCUGACAUCACAACUCCCUUUGAGACUACAACUUUUCUAAGGACUACAACUCCCAGAGUGACACCAACAGGUCUGGAGGAGUCAUCUGAGGAAGGUUCAGUCAUCAUAACUUCAUCGCUGACAUCAGCAAAACCGCAAAUUAGUCAAUCUGAGAGAAAGUCAUCGGAAGAAGAGGAAGACAAUAAAAAGGAUGGUGAUGGUGGUGAUGAUGAUGGAGAGGAAGGGGAGCAGGAAGCUUCAGAUGAGCAUGUCAUGGAUAUGCCUACAACUGUGUUCACAACUACAACUGCCAAAAUGAUGACGACGCAGACUGUAACCACAGAGGAGUCAAACAAGGUGACGAGAAGCUCGACACCGUCUGCAAGGAAAACAUCAGCCUCUGAAACAGCCACUUCCACAGGCCCAGACAUGAUUACCAGGGUGACGAAGAGAUCCUCGACAAGAAGCUCACAACCAGACAGCAACCCAGCGAGAACGGCUGCCGUGUCACCCACAACUCCUGAUUCAUGGGUGGAAGACUGGAGGCUGCACACACCUGCUGCUGCUCCUCUCAGUCCCCUGAGCCGAGGACAGGCAACUCAACAUUCCACAACAUUGUCAUCAAAUUCACGAGGAAGCCGAGUCACCUCCGUCAAACCAAGGUCAGAGAUCGGGGCCUCCACCCGAACACCAACUGUAACCUCGCACACAACGGCCGAGGCUGAAUCUGAGGAGGAGCUGCAGGAAAGGUCUGAGACGGCAGAGAAAGCUCCGUGUGUGGAUGAAGAGCUGGCAGACAGCUCGCAGGAGAAACACACAGAUGACUGGGACGUGGCUGAGAAGAGGACGGUGCCUUUCUUCGCCUGGUCGCUGCUGGAGUCUGUUGGGUUGUCGGACAUACAACUACAGCCAGACAGCAAAGAAUGCAGUCGCUCCUUCACCCUGUACGGCAACGACGGGCGAGCCAGACGGGAGAUGCCGGCUCUGGGGGAGAUGCUUCACUGUCUGACGGGACGCUGCCCACAUGAGUAUGAGAUGUACGGCUGCUACUGCGGACAGGAGGGCGGGGGGCAACCGCAGGACCAGCUGGACAGGUGCUGCUUCUUCCAUCACUGCUGCCUGAAGCAGAUCAGCUCCAUGGGCUGCAGGUCAGACAGGAAGCUCAACGCUCAGAUCUCCUGCGAGAGCGGGAAACCACGAUGUCAGGGCGUCACCGUCUGUGACAAGCUGCAGUGUGUGUGUGACAAAACGACUGCAGAGUGCAUGGCAGCGGCCCACUUUAACCACAGCCUGCCGGCGCAGCAGUGCCGCGGCCCCGGACCUCCCUGCCGCCGGGCCAGCAGACCCCCCAAACCACGGCUUUCCCCUCAGUCCAGUGAGGAGAGCGUGGAGCUGCAGGGAGGAGACUCUGACAUAAAUCUCGGGGACAAUCAGAAGCCUGACGGUACACAGGACACAUCGACUAACACACCUCCACCACGCCAAGUUCAAAACAGUGAUGAAAGCUCUGACCUGAAGGACGAAGACAAGCCAAAGAAUCCUCCUGCUGGAUCGUCGGGCAGCUCCACACGACCUCCUCCUUCUCCUCCUCCUCCCUCCAGUGAGGAAAGCAGAGAGCCAUCGAGACACGUUGGGAUUCAAGCCCACAACCACAGGCCGAGUGCAGGGCAGAGCCAAGGGCACCGACCCGGAGGGACCGGGGUGAAAGAGGAGGAGGAAAAGGAGGGAGAGGAGGAAGAAGAGGAGGGGGGAGGAGAAGAGGAGGAGGAAGAGGAAGAGGAGGAGGGCAACUAAAAGCGAAUGCAUUGCUUUGUAAAGCUAGCUUUGGGAUGUGAAGAAGUCAUUUUGGGGAAUAACUGUUUAAAGAUUAUUGUCAGAUUAUUUUGUUUCCAGUAACAGAAGUUCUAAUUUAUAGAAAUGACGUCAAAAAUCAAAUGUUUACUCUGAUUUUUCGUGUUUUCUGUUACAGAUUUGUGAACUGGAACGUCUCUUCAGAAAAUAAAAAAAUAAUAAA